Molecule: messenger RNA, 3197 nt
Organism: Micropterus dolomieu (smallmouth bass)
Lineage: Eukaryota; Metazoa; Chordata; Actinopteri; Centrarchiformes; Centrarchidae
Gene: gabra6a
Product: gamma-aminobutyric acid type A receptor subunit alpha6a
Exons: 10
Coding region: 880-2232 (450 amino acids)
Biological process (GO): monoatomic ion transmembrane transport; synaptic transmission, GABAergic; gamma-aminobutyric acid signaling pathway
Cellular component (GO): synapse; neuron projection; GABA-A receptor complex
Molecular function (GO): GABA-A receptor activity; benzodiazepine receptor activity; inhibitory extracellular ligand-gated monoatomic ion channel activity
Source: RefSeq, a predicted model, not a curated record
UUCAAAAAACGUAACGUUAAGGAGAUCUUCUUCUUUAUUUACUCUUCUUUAUCUAUUGAUGAUUGGGAGUUGAGAGAAGUUGCAAGCUUAACUUCAGGAGCUUACCUUGAAUAUCUCGUCCCCUUUGACACGCAGCUCGAUGUCUCGGGUCCCCAAAAGGCACUUGACGUCCUUAGCACACGUCCCCUGAGGCACGUUGACUUCGAUGAAAACCUCGUCCAUGGUCUGAUACCAGGAUCCCCAGGGUGUCUUGCAGGGCACGACACCGCUCCUCUCCUCGAAGUGCACUGACAUGCUGCGGCUUCAAACCGGCUGACUGGUCGGCUAACGCCAGCUAGCUACCUUAGCAAGCUACACUAUAUCUGGCUGGCAGAGAAAUUAUGCUAACAUUUCGCUACUCGGUCAAUCUUUAUCGACUGCUUCUCACAUCAACUGUUGUUAUUCUGUCCAUCACACUCUCGAAACUUCUUCUCCUUUCAGCGUGGAUUUCGCUUCCGGUUGUGAACAACAUUGUGCCGCCAUCUGCUGUCUGAUAACAUGAACUACAACAAGAAAAACUGCUCUCAUAAAACACACGCAGCAAUUUAUUGUCAUAGUGUAAACUGAUGAGUUGCAUUGGCUUUGGUUUUUUGUUUGUUUUCGUUAUUUUACUUUGGCUGUAAAGGAAACCAGAAUUCACUGUUUGUCUAAAAAUGGAGCGCAUUUACUAAUCUGUUAAUUAGAUUACUGUUCUCGCCUCAGUGUAUCCCGUGUCCUUAUGCAUACCUACCAGUCACUUUAACAACUCUUAAGACGCUAGCACAAUUAUUUCACUGCCCUCACAGACUAUUCUUUUUAAGAAUGAGUUUCUCAGAGAGUUGACUGCAAAUUUGGUGAUAAAUGCUGCCCAGGAUGGCUGUCCUGACAUUAAAUCUAGUUACUUUUAUCUGCUGGAUAAGUCUUGGUAAUGUAAGUGGAAAUGAGAAGAUUGAUUCGGACAACAUCACUCGCAUUCUGGAUCGACUUUUGGAUGGUUAUGACAACAGACUGCGACCUGGAUCUGGAGGUGGUGUCACCGAGGUGAAAACAGACAUCUUUGUCACUAGCUUUGGACCCGUUUCAGAUGUUGAGAUGGAGUACACCAUGGACAUGUUCUUCCGUCAGAUGUGGGUUGACGAGCGACUAAAAUUUGAGGGCCACACUGACAUCUUGCGGCUCAACAAUCGCAUGGUGGACAAGAUCUGGACACCAGACACUUUCUUCAGAAACUCCAGGAAGUCCAUUUCUCAUAACACGACCACACCUAACAAACUCUUCCGCAUCAUGCAGAACGGGACUGUCCUCUACACCAUGAGACUGACAAUAAGCGCAGAGUGUCCAAUGAGACUGAUGGACUUCCCCAUGGACGGCCACGCCUGUCCUCUCAGGUUUGGAAGCUAUGCCUAUACAAGCAGUGAAAUCAUGUUCACUUGGAGGAAGGGACCGAUAGCAUCUGUCGAGUGUCCCAUGGAGUCCAUGAGUCUUCUGCAGUAUGAUCUGGUGGGACAGACGUUGUCCAGUGAGAUAUUCAAAUCAAACACAGGUCACUACUCUGUGCAGGUGGUCCAUUUUUAUCUCCAGAGGAAGCUGGGCUACUACCUCAUACAGACUUACAUCCCUCUUAUAAUGGUUGUUGUGCUGUCACAAGUCUCUUUUUGGAUCAACAAAGAGUCUGUUCCUGCACGCACAGUUGCUGGCAUCACCACAGUGCUGACCAUGACCACCUUGAGCAUCAGUGCCCGUCAGUCACUUCCCAAAGUAGCCUAUGCCACUGCCAUGGAUUGGUUCAUUGCUGUGUGUUUUGCCUUCGUGGCGUCAGCUCUCAUCGAGUUUGCAGCAGUAAACUACUUUGCCACCAUCCAGGCCCAUCGUCUGAAGAAGCAGAAAGCUAGACAAGACAAGCUUGAGGUGUUGGCUACUGGCAGCGAAGAUAGCGACACAAUUUCGAUUGACAGCAUCCCUCAGGAAGGCCUGAAGAGGAGAAACCACUCAGUGAGUCGCAGUGAGCCAGGAGAUGCUCCGCCACUGCCGAUUUUCCUCCAGCAGGGCUCAGCCUUUCCUCAAGUCCCGCAGCUGGCUGGCACCAGCCCCAUCGACAAGUACGCCCGCGUCCUUUUCCCCCUGGCCUUCGCCCUCUUCAACUUAGUCUACUGGUACAUCUACAUGGUCAAGGACACCAUGGAGAUGGCCAGGGAUGCAGAUCUUAAAAACUAAGAGGACCUGGAAAAGGGGGGCAUAUACAGCCAAAGAGACCUUCAGCAUCCAGUCAGCCUCACCUUACCCUCCUCUCUGUCUCUGUGAACAAGCUCUCAGCAGUCACAUCUGACAGAGGAAAUGAAUCAGAAACUCAUUUAUUCUCCUGCCAUACAUCUAUUCAUUUCACAGGCUGCGACCACUGCCCACUUGUGUUCUGAUCAGUAGCUGAAGAGCUGCCUUUGACGGGCCUCAAUCACUUUUAAGCACUGCCGUGUACACACAACAACUUCUCGGGGCUCCGGACUGAGACCAGACGCCACACACAUACAGUAUGCAUGACGCUCGCACGCACACACACACACACACACACACACACACACACACAACCAAGAAACACAUCAAAAAGAAGUGGAUGAUAUAAUCUAUGAUGGCUGUAACUGGUGGUGAUGCAACAGUGAACCAAUGCUUUCAGAAGCCUGCCCUCUACAGAAGCACAGCUCCCACUACAACAAGAUCAAAGGCAAUUUAGAGGAGGCUUGCAUCCCUCCCCGCGGCUUCAAAAAUGUACUCAAACCUGAGAAAAUGAAUUGUGGGAUUGUGUUUUCCAUCCCACCUUUCUGCUCUGGCGCUCUGGUGCUCCCUCUGCAUUUUCAGAUCCACUGCAGGUCCUCUGAAAACAUUGCAGGGAAGAGUAGGAUAUAAUACCCAUGGGUGGUGAUGACAUUCUUUUUGAGUUUUUGUAUGGAUGGUGCAUGAUUGUUGGGCACAGAUGUUUGUACAUAAAGUGUCUACCUGUAAUGGAUACAGUUUUACUCUCUUUUAGCCCCUUAAUACGUCCAGUAACAUAAAACCUGAAGGAAUAAACUUGAUCUUAACUUGAUCACUCUAACCCUGCAGUGCAUCCCAUCGUUUGACCUUGUCAGGAUGUAGACAAACUUAUCUGCCAUGUAACAAACACAAGAAUAAAACGAGCCUAAAAUGAA